CCCCAACUCCCACGCGCAAUGACCCGCGAGUCAUCUAAAGAGAAUGUCGCGCCCCCCGACGCACAAGGAUAUGAGACACAGAGGCGCGCCAUCGAGGCUCUCAAGGCGGAGAUCAGCACCCUGCGUUACGACAAUGAGAAUGCAAAGAGCAACGCCGAGAUCCAACGCAUUCAGCAAGAGAACGAGCUACGGAGGGCAAAGGAGCUGGCCGACGAGGAGUUCAAGAAGAAACAGGCUGCCGAGAGCGAGCACAGUGCCGCAGUGAGGCAGCUCGGGCGGCUGCAGCAGGAGCUCGAUGAGCUGCGCAGGCAGCAGGAUGGCGAGAAGGCCGAGAUCGAGAGGCGUGCGAGGGCGGCUGAGGAGCAGGCCCGGCUGUUCCAGGAGCAGCUCGAGGACCUGGCAGCCGCCAAGGAUGAGGCCGCCCGGCUCGAGGAGAGAAAGUUUGCUGAUCUAAAUGCCCAGCUUCAAAAAGAUGCGAAUAAAAUUCGGGAGCUGGAAGACAGCGUCUUUACAAGAGACAAUGAUCUAGAGGAGGCACGGAAACACCUGAAUGACAAAGAUGGGAAAAUCAGCGAGAUGGAGGCUGAGGUGCUGAGGCUGAAGGCGCAGACUGGUGACGCAGAGACCAUGGCCAUAAUACGGCGGGAGCUGUCAGAGCAGGUUGCGCAUAUUCGAACUCUCGAGGCCACGAAUCGGGAGCAGCUGACAGAGUUGAGACACCUGCGCCAGUCGCACAAGGCGGUGGCCAUCGUCGAGGAGGAAAAAGCGUCGCUUCAGCGUAAGCUGGAAGACGCCGAGACCACCAAGGCUGAGCUAGCCUCGGAGCGAUGGCAGCGAGAGCGUCUCGAGGCCGAGCGUCAUGCUUGGUCUGCGUAUCUCGAGCGUGAGGGCCAGGCAGAAUUCGACUCGCCCGAGGGCGUGGCUCGCGCCCUCGUACAAGAACGCAUCAACUCGGCCUCGCUUUUAGAGAAAGUCGGUUCAGUCCAGGUCCAGCUUGCUGAGCGCGACGCCACGAUGGAGAGCUUUGAGACAGAGAAGGCUGGUCUUUUGUCGCAAAUCGAGAAGCUCAAAGCAAAUGGAGGGGGUGGAUCUGCCGACAAGGCCCGACAGAGGCUAGAGCGACAGCGCGCUCUAGCGGAGAAGGAGUCGAGGCUGCUGCGCGAGCAGCUCAAGAUGUACGAAUCCGAGGAUGCCACAUUCCAGCCUGAUAAGUUUGACGAAGAGAAGGGUCAGCGUAUACAGAAACUUGAAGAGCUGGUCGACGAAUACAAGGCCGAGGUCAAGACCCUGGAGAGUCAGAUGGCCUACCUUGAGUCAUCGUUCAACGGUCCGGCGGCUGUCGCAGGUACCAAGCGUCCUGCACCGACGGACGAAGAGUCGCCUCAACAUGCGCAGAUUGGUCAGUUAGCUCGCAAGAACCGUAUCCUACAGGAUGACCUGGACUCUCUCAGGACCAAGUUCAAGGUAAUCGAGAAGGAGCUGUCGGUGGCUCGGGACCAACUGGCGGCUGCCAGGCGUUCUUCCAGCGUGCGCGUCCUCGAACUGCGCGACAACCCAACUGCGAGACACGAAGCGGUCAAGCAGGCUACCAUCGAUGAGCUCCGGACCGAGAACGAGCAGCUGCGAACGCUGGUACAUGACGGGGAAAGUGGCAUCACCUCUUUCCAGGUAGUGCCUGUAUCCACGCUCGUCGCGCUCCAACGCGAUGUGGAAAACGCUAAAAAGGAGACUGCGUCCGCCAAAAAGCAGUGUCAACGUCUGAAGGAAGUAUGGAAGGACAAGUCUGACGAGUUCAAGGAGGCCGUCUUUGCCCUCCUGGGCUGGCACGUCACCUUCAUCCCCACCAACAAGAUGCGGGUGGAAUCGGUCUAUUACGCCUCCGAGACUGACGAGCAUGAGCGUUCCAUUACAUUUGAUGGCGAUCGAGGAUCCAUGAAAUUUGGCGGCGGCCCCAGGAGCGAGUUUGCCAUGAAGCUGUCGGAUCUGACUAAGUAUUGGGUCCGCGAGAAGAACUGCAUUCCUGGCUUCUUGGCCGCGCUCACUCUCGAGUUUUAUGAGCAAGCUGUGCAAGAGGGACGAGCAUUGCAAUAACUUGGACGCUGAACAAGUCGGGAUCCACGAUCCUCUGCAUUGAGAUGGGCACCCCGUUGUCACCUCUACAUACGAGAUAGCUGCAUCGCACGUGGGCCCCUCUCUUGCUUGCCCUGUGUACACGACAAUGCAACAAGAGCAAGCAAGUCAUCUG
Cryphonectria parasitica EP155 is the source of this 2245-nucleotide messenger RNA. Its product is annotated as MAD-domain-containing protein. The transcript has a single exon. Bases 19 to 2091 code for a protein of 690 amino acids. Lineage: Eukaryota; Fungi; Ascomycota; Sordariomycetes; Diaporthales; Cryphonectriaceae. Gene Ontology annotation, biological process: mitotic spindle assembly checkpoint signaling; attachment of mitotic spindle microtubules to kinetochore. The record is from RefSeq and is a predicted model, not a curated record. Gene Ontology annotation, cellular component: kinetochore; mitotic spindle; nuclear envelope.